This is a messenger RNA of Podospora pseudopauciseta, 1674 nucleotides long. RefSeq lists its product as uncharacterized. The transcript is spliced from 2 exons. Lineage: Eukaryota; Fungi; Ascomycota; Sordariomycetes; Sordariales; Podosporaceae. Bases 1 to 1674 code for a protein of 557 amino acids. The record is from RefSeq and is a predicted model, not a curated record.
AUGAGAAUUCUCCCAGGUCUCGGCCUGUCUGGUUCGCACGAUGUCGAUUUCGAGACCAAACUUCUCGGCGAGUUGAGCCACGAAUGCUUGUGCCGAUAUCACAGCGACGACGAAACUGCAAAGACCUUGGUGGAGCAGUGGAAGACGGCUUUGAAGAAGGCCAGUUCGCAAUAUCAGAAGACGGAGCGAACUACAUCAAAGGAAUCUUUGAGCACGGAUUCCGUGGCUCAUCACGCUCGAACGCAGUCGCCGCCCCUGAGUUCCACAGAAUCGGAGGAGACAACGGAAGUCAUGCCCAAGGACCACCCGGAAGACUCUACGGUACUAAAGCAAGAGGCCAUCGUUGAACAAACGAUAGAGCAGUCAAUAUCUGCCAGUUCUCCUAGAUUAAACUCCACCGAGUCAGCAUCACCGCCAGCGGGGAAAACGCCCCCAAAGCUGGACUUUUCUACCCCCGUUCCAGGCGCAACACCGUCCAAAUCGCCAGAAGUCAGCAAGUCUACACCUUUAUUUGACUUCACUCAGCUCUUCCAGACCCCUGGCUCCCACAAGCCUACAGUCAACCCACACAAAGGCACACCUGCCCCAGCGGCCUUCAAAUAUGAUCAGUCUAGAACACCCGGCACCUCCAGCACAGCAGACAUGUCGCACUCUUCACUCGCAAGUCUUAACCCUAACGAGAAUAGCCCUUCCUUUGUCUUCACAAGUUCAUCGACUCCUUCUAGGCCUCCAGCCGACACAGAGGGGAGCCUUCCCAAGUCUGAAAAUCCUUUCCGAUACUCCGGGAGCCCUAUUCGCGAGGCUGGGCAGCGAAUUAUAAAGAGUCUAAGGGAGGUUGGGGAUAUGGAAGUGCCGAACGAGCUAGACGGUGAUAUAUCAGGGUUGGGGCAGAGUAUUGAGAGAUUGCGGCUUCGUCUUGAGAAGGGACGCACACUGUGCCGCAGUGGACCAGAUGCGGGCUCUGAAGGUGAUGAUGAGACUUCUGACCAGGAUGGAAAAAAGAAGGAUGGAGUGAAGGAGGAGGACUCUCCCUCUUGCGUCAUCACCUGCCGCCCUACCCGGCGCAUUCAGAACGCCUCGGAGGAUUGUGCACAAAUUGUCCAAAAGGCCAGAGAACUUUCAAACCAGCGCAACGUUUUAUCUGCAUUACAGUUUCACGUCCUUGAUCAGCGAUUCCAGGAAGUCGCCACGGCUGCCGACAACACCUACUCAUGGAUUCUUGAUGGCCAGGACGUCACACCCUCAGGCGACUUCCAAGAACACGAGUCGAAGUUGAAAGCCGUUCAGCUUGCAGAUGAGUGGCUUCGAAAAGGCGAUGGCGUAUUGCACAUUUCCGGAAAGCCUGGGGCCGGAAAAUCAACGCCCAUGAAAUUUCUCUGCGAACAUGAGACUACCUACGAGAAAUUGGGAGAGUGGGUUGGCGAUGUCAGGAAGUUGGUGCUUGGAAAGUUCUUCUGGAGACAAGGCACUCCCUUACAGAAAAGUCUGUCAGGCCUGAAGCGUGCCCUGCUAUACAGCGUCCUGAAGCAGUUCCCAGAAUUCAUCGAAACCAUCUUUCCACAGCAUCGGGACCCUUCGGAAUAUCAACCCGGAAUUCAGCCUCCGGCGCUUUCCAUUAACAACAAGGAGAUCUCGGACGGAUUAAAUCAGCUGCUGUGUAGUCCCGAUGUUUAA